AUGGGCGCCGCGCGCAAAGGUUACGCCUGGCUGUGCGCCCUGCUCUGGCUGCUGGGGAAGCCGCCAGGAGCCGUUUUCGUGGCAAUUUGUGCCCGGCAGGGAGACUCGAGCUGCCGCUUCUUGUCUGUGUCUGAUCUUUUCGACCGGGUGAUCCAGCACUCGGACAGGCUACACAGCCUCUCCACGGCGCUCUACGUGGACUUGGAAAAAAACUUUCUACCCAAUGGAAACGAGUUGGGCAAAUGGACAGGUAAAUGCCACACCUCCAGGAUGCUAACGCCUAAUGGCAAGGAGUAUGUCCAAAAAAUACCGAGAGAAGAACUAACUCACUUGAUACUGAGACUCUUGCAAGCCUGGAAGGAACCACUUUCCCACUUUGACCAGAAUAUUGGUCAUCAUCAAGAAUUAUCUAGUGACAGCCUGAGCAAAGCAAAGCAAAUCAGCAAUAUGGUGCAUGAGCUGAAGACUGGAAUGGAGAAAGUAACAGAGAAGAUGCAGUCAAUGGGAAUCAUCAGCAAUUCAUUGAAUGGAAUGGGAUCAUCAGAAGCAGCUGGUUUAUCCAUUAGUAAUGAAGCAAAUUUGAUGAGUGACUAUGAGUUUAUUCACUGCUUCAGGAGAGACUCCAAUAAAGUACAAAGCUACUUAAAAAUUCUUAAAUGUAGGAUUUGGCCAGGAAAUAGUUGUUGA
Molecule: messenger RNA, 687 nt
Organism: Terrapene triunguis (Three-toed box turtle)
Lineage: Eukaryota; Metazoa; Chordata; Testudines; Emydidae
Product: prolactin-like
Exons: 5
Coding region: 1-687 (228 amino acids)
Biological process (GO): response to nutrient levels; positive regulation of receptor signaling pathway via JAK-STAT
Cellular component (GO): extracellular region
Molecular function (GO): hormone activity
Source: RefSeq, a predicted model, not a curated record